Molecule: messenger RNA, 2999 nt
Organism: Calidris pugnax (ruff)
Lineage: Eukaryota; Metazoa; Chordata; Aves; Charadriiformes; Scolopacidae
Gene: TRIOBP
Product: TRIO and F-actin binding protein
Exons: 15
Coding region: 20-2215 (731 amino acids)
Biological process (GO): actin filament organization; positive regulation of substrate adhesion-dependent cell spreading
Cellular component (GO): actin cytoskeleton
Molecular function (GO): actin filament binding
Source: RefSeq, a predicted model, not a curated record
AGGCAAACCCCUGCGCCCCAUGAGCCCAACACGACCACGAGAGCAGGACUGGAGGAGCCAGGGGGAUGCCCACCAAGCACAGGCGUGGGAGAAGGACUGGAAGCGCCAAGAGAAGCCCGUGUGCCAUGCAGACUUGAUGCGCCAGCUGGAAAGGGACUGGAAAAGCCCUGCUAGAUGUUUGGAUGUAGGACUACGUCCGGAUGACAGCUGGAAAAGGCCUGAGAGUCCAGCACAGCAGCUGGAGGAUGACUGGAAAGGCCCCAAGCACACCCAAGACACAAACAACCCAGAGAAGCCAUUGGAAAGUGACUGGGGGAACAAGAGGCUUCUCAUUUACCACCCCCAGCUAGGUGGAGGUGCCUUCCCACCGCAAAGCAGCGCUGGCUCCUCGGGAAGCUCGCAGCCACGUUCAAGUGCCAGUGAGAAGCACAACAAGCCGGAUCUUCUCAAUUUCAAGAAGGGAUGGAUGUCCAUCCUGGACGAGCCAGGAGAGUGGAAGAAACAUUGGUUCGUGCUGACCGACUCGAGCCUGAGGUAUUACCGGGACUCGAACGCGGAGGAGGCUGACGACCUCGAUGGAGAAAUCGACCUCCGCUCCUGCACGGACGUGACGGAGUUUGCGGUGCAGCGCAACUAUGGCUUCCAAAUACACACAAAGGAUGCUGUCUUCACCCUGUCGGCAAUGACCUCAGGUAUCCGGCGCAACUGGAUCGAGGCCCUGAGGAAGAACGUGCGCCCGGUCAGUGCUCCGGACGUUACCAAGCUCUCCGACUGCGAUAAGGAGAACUCCUUCCGUAACUGCGUCCCACAGAAGGGCUCGCUCCGGACAGAGGAGCAGCAGCGGCCGGGCUCGGGCUCUGAGGGGAACUCGAAGGGCAGUCACUGGAAGGCGGACGGGCAGCGCCAUGCCUUUGACUACGUGGAGCUGUCUCCCUUGCCACAGGACCCUGGGAACCAGGGGUCCCCACAGAGGACGAGAGGGAGCUUGAGGGUCUCCGACCGACCUCCCAAGCAGGAGGAGCUGGAGCGGGAUCUGGCUGUCCGUUCAGAGGAGAGGCGGAAAUGGUUUGAGACCCCCGAUGGCAGGGUCCCAAAUAGUGAUGGCCUGGUGGGGGACUCUUCCCGCAAGAUGGGGGAGCUGGAGCCCCCCGCUCCCCCGCUCUCAGAGGACCAGCGGAUGCGGCUGAAUGAGGAGAUAGAGAAGAAGUGGCUGGAGCUGGAACGCCUGCCCUUGAAGGACUCACGGCGAGUGCCCUUGACAGCACUGCUGAACCAGAGCAAGGGAGGGCAAGGAGAAACCAAUGAGGCGCUGAAAAAGGAGGUCCAGUCGCUGCGGGCUCAGCUGGAGUCCUGCCGGGCCCGAAACGAGAGCCUUCGGGAGGCGUCGAAAUCCCAGGGAGACAGCCAUGUGCCCCGGGGGUACAUCUCACAGGAGGCCUGUGAGCGCAGCCUGGCCGAGAUGGAGACAUCCCACCAGCAAGUGAUGGAGGAGCUCCAGAGGCACCACCAGCGGGAGCUGGAGCGACUGCGGCAGGAGAAGGAGAGGCUCCUGGCAGAGGAGGCUGCGGCGACAGCAGCAGCCAUCGAGGCACUGAAGAAAGCCCACCGGGAGGAGAUGAAUAAGGAGCUGGGUAGGACACGAAGCUUCCAGCAGUGCGGCUCAGUCUCAGAUGCCCUCCAGAAGCAGCACCAGUUGGACGUGGAGUCUCUGAAGCGGGAGCUGCAGGUGCUUUCCGAGCAGUACUCCCAAAAGUGCCUGGAAAUCGGGGAGCUCACCCAGAAGGCAGAGGAGCGGGAACAGACACUGCUGCGCUGUCAGCAGGAGGGGAAGGAUCUCCUCCGGAAAAACCAGGAGCUGCAAACCCGCCUCUCUGACGAGAUUGGGAAGCUGCGAAGCUUUAUUUCAUCGCGGAGCUCUGGGGACCGCUCUCCGCACAACAACGAGCGGAGCUCCUGUGAGCUGGAGGUGAUGCUGCGGGUGAAGGAGAACGAGCUCCAGUACGUAAAGAAAGAGGUGCAGUGCCUCCGGGAGGAGCUGCAGAUGAUGCAAAAGGAUAAGAGAUUUGCCUCAGGGAAAUACCAAGAUGUCUAUGCAGAGCUGAAUCACAUUAAGGUGCGUUCGGAGCGAGAGAUCGAGCAGCUGAAGGAGCACCUGCGCCUGGCCAUGGCGGCUCUGCAGGAGAAGGAGUCGCUGUGCAACAGCGUCGACAAGUAACGGUCUGCUCUUCGUUUGUUUAUCUGUUCUUGUUUUGUAUUUGCUCCAUUCCUCACUUGCGGGGAGGGGAAGAUGGAAUCCCAUCCAUUAUCGCCUUGGCGAGGAAUCCCACCCAGCCCCCAGCCUCCUCACUCCCCUCCCAAAGCUUUUUUGAUGAACCCCUUUUGCCUGAGUACCUGAGCACAUUGUUUGGACUGGCUCCUUACAUGCACCUUCUUCAGGAUUUUAUAUGUGAAAAUUAUAUUUUAUAGAGGAAUUUUUCCCCCUGGGAAGAAGGGGAAGAGGAGGGGGAAAACCUUUUACUACAUCACCAGCAUUUUCUAACCUGAAAAAGAGAAUCUGUUUUUCCCCCCUUCCCCAGUCCUGAUGCUCCCGGCCACACAGCCACCUUCGGCACAUAUUCCCUCUCUUCCAAAAGUCUCCAUGGCCCCCCUAGGAUGUACGGUGAGGACCAUGCUCCCCCCUCUCCGUGCCACCCCCAGGGACCUGUGGAGAAAACAUGCAAGCCAUAGGAGGGAGCCGCCGGGGAAGUCUGCCAUGGAUGUGCUUGCCUGGGACUUUUGAAAGAGGAGACCUUGGCAAGAGUCUGCAUGAUCGAGCUCUCUCCGUGACUGUCCUUUGGCUCCUUCAAGAACCCACAUUGGCAGGAGCCCAGAGCCACAGGGUCUCUCCUUUCUGGGGAAGAGGAGCUGUGAGGCAACCUCCCCCAAGGUGGCAGCUGCUGCUGCUCUGCUGCGCCCUUCAACUUUUAACUUAAUAAAAUCUCCCCUUUCGCUGAGAAAAA